UUCAACGAUACAAACACUCCGUUUAUCUCCUUUGAUUAUUUACGUAUUUUCAUCGAGAUUUUUGCCAUUUGAUAUUGUAGUCGAAUGUUGUAGUAUCAGUGAAUCUCUCUCGAGAUAAGCUGAUUGCCUCGCGUAUGGAUUUGGUUUAGUUUCACGAAUUCCGAUGUUUGGCGAUUUCGAAAUAGAAAUAUAAAAAAUUAUUCGACAUGUCUUGGAACUUUAUCGACGACUAUACCGGCGACAGGUUCUUUCAUUUCGGGGACUCGUACUUCGAUAUGGACCAACUUAAAAUGGAUCAACAUUUUUUUACUGUCACACCGGCAAACUCGGACGUGAACAUAGACAACAUUUACGUUCAUACGUUAAACAAACAGUGCGUCGAAUGUCCGUAUUUGUUUUUAGACAAGUCGAAGGUUAACCUGACCGCGACUGAUCAAAAAUUUAGGAUAGCGACGAAGAAAAUGGAAUAUUUUCCGCAGGACCAUUUGGACUCGGUCAUUUGCGAUUUGGAUCCGCGUUUCGGACAAUUCGGAAUUUACAACAUUAAAGUGGCCAGCGAUGGCUGCGUGGUCGAUACAUUAAAAGAGCCCGUGAAUAUUUAUCUACCUAUUUUAACCGUAUUCGUGUCGAACCUGUUUGUUUUUGGGGUUAUAGCGUUAAUAUACAUAUUAAUUACACGGUAUAGAAGGAAAAUGUCGCCGACGCGAAAUGAAGAAGAUCCGAAACCGAAAAAACAACGAGUGGUCUCAUUAGAUACUUUCAGAGGAAUCAGCAUAGCUAUUAUGAUUUUCGCGAAUUUUGGAAACGGCGGCUAUCAGUUUGUGCACCACGCAAUAUGGAACGGAUUACACGUGGCGGACCUGGUGUUUCCAUGGUUCAUGUGGAUCAUGGGCGUGUGCGUUCCGAUAUCUUUGGUCUCGAGUUUCAAACGGAACGUACCACGCUGGGUUAUCAUGUCCAAUAUAUUGAAGAGGUCCGUGAAGCUCUUCGCUAUUGGAAUUUUUCUCACCGGAGGCUCUAAUAUGAAUUACAUACGAUUAUUCGGAGUCCUACAGCGGUUUGCAGUAUCCUACUUUGUUGUAGGUGCCAUUUGCGUAUUCACUAUGGACCGAGACCUCACCGUUAAAGCGAAUUCUAAAUUGAAAUUUAUCGAUGACAUUUUGAAACUUUGGAAAGGCUGGAUAAUCGUAUUGACGCUUCUAGGGGUUCACACAUCAAUAAUAUUUUUAGUGGCUGAACCUGGUUGCCCCAGGGGUUACCUCGGUCCAGGUGGUUUGCACAAGAACAGAAGCUACGAGAAGUGUAUCGGCGGAGCGACGGGCUAUAUUGACAGACUUCUUUUAGGCAACCACACGUACCAGAAACCCACUAUAUAUUCCGUUUACGAAGCCAAACCUUUUGACCCAGAGGGUAUCGUAGGUUGCCUGACAACAAUUUUCCACGUCUUCUUGGGCGUUCAAGCUGGCGUCACUCUUUUGGUGUUCAAAAAGCAUUCGGAUAGAAUUGUUAGAUGGUUGGGAUGGUCGGUUAUUCUUGGAAUAAUCGGGGGUGGACUGUGUGGGUUUUCCAAAGAGGACGGCAUCAUACCGGUCAACAAGAACCUCUGGUCGUUGUCUUUCGUUUUGGUGACGUGCUGUUUCGCGUUUUUCCUGCUAACGGUUUGUUACUUCUUAAUAGACGUUCGAAAGUGGUGGUCAGGAAAACCGCUGCUUUUCGCUGGGAUGAACGCCAUCAUUUUGUAUAUCGGACACGAAAUGACCGAUAACCAUUUCCCGGUUAGGAUGUACCAUUACGAAUACAAUGCAGAUGACUGGCGAAGGACCCACUUCGCAGCUCUUAGUUCGGACGUAUGGGCCGUCGACUUUUGGAUCGUAGUGGCGUUUUACUUGUAUAAGAUUGACUAUUUUUUUACUGUGUAAUAUACUAAUUUA
Messenger RNA from Cylas formicarius (sweet potato weevil), 1931 nucleotides. Its product is annotated as heparan-alpha-glucosaminide N-acetyltransferase. Bases 207 to 1919 code for a protein of 570 amino acids. The record is from RefSeq and is a predicted model, not a curated record. The transcript is spliced from 10 exons. Lineage: Eukaryota; Metazoa; Arthropoda; Insecta; Coleoptera; Brentidae.